Messenger RNA from Sphaeramia orbicularis (orbiculate cardinalfish), 2352 nucleotides. RefSeq names its product taxilin gamma (gene txlng). The coding region runs from base 95 to 1528 and encodes 477 amino acids. The transcript is spliced from 11 exons. Gene Ontology annotation, molecular function: syntaxin binding. Gene Ontology annotation, biological process: regulation of cell cycle. NCBI's taxonomy places the organism in Eukaryota, Metazoa, Chordata, Actinopteri, Kurtiformes, Apogonidae. The record is from RefSeq and is a predicted model, not a curated record.
CGGAAGUUGCACUUGUUUUCUGACAGUCCCAGCUAGCUUCAUAAUAAGCCUGCUACCAUCCACAGUGAAAACACACAGUUUUUGAACUCUACUAAUGGAGACAUCAGGAGUUUGUGACAUUGAUGUGGCGACCAGGAGAAUAGUGGGAGGCAGUGACUCUCCACCUGAACUGGACAGCCCAUGUCAGGAGGAGGAGGGGGAGUUCGGCUUGGGCCUGUGCUGUGCCGAGGAGGAGAGGGGGGAGACUCCAGGCAGAGAGGACAGUCCCACUGAUGUGGGGGAGGCGGAGCUUGACCCCGGAGGUGAGACCAAGGCUGGAGAGGACCAGGCCUUUGGGAAGGAGGUUGUUCUGUUGAUGCAGGCACUCAACUCCUUGGCCACUCCUGAGGAGAAACUGGCUGCUUUGUGCAAGAAAUACGCAGACCUGCUGGAGGAGAGCCGCUGCAUGCAGAAGAGACUGAAGGCGCUGCAGAAGAAGCAGUCGCAGAUCGUCAAGGAGAAGAUCCAUCUGCAGGGGGAGCACAGCAAAGCCAUCCUGGCCCGGAGCAAACUGGAGAGUCUGUGUAGGGAACUGCAGAGGCACAACAAGACCCUGAAGGAGGAAAACGCCCAGCGCUCCAGAGAGUACGACGAGCAGAGGAAGGAGGCCAUGCUCCACUUCCAGAUGACCCUGAGCGACAUCGAGGUGCAGAUGGAGCAGCACAGCUCCCACAACACCAAGCUCCGACAGGAGAACAUGGAGCUGGCCGAGAAACUCAAGAAGCUCAUCGAACAGUACGAGCUGCGAGAGGAGCACAUAGACAAGGUGUUCAAGCACAAGGAGCUCCAGCAGCAGCUGAUGGACGCCAAACUGCAGAGAAUCACAGAGAUGAUGAAGGAGGUGGAGGAGAAGCAGCAGAGGGAGAGGGACUUUCUGCUGAAGGACGCCACCGAGUCCAGACGGAAAUGUGAACUGAUGAAGGAGCAGGAGACGCAGCUCAAACAGCAGCUUUCUCUCUACAUGGACAAGUUUGAGGAAUUUCAAAGCACUCUGGCUAAAAGCAAUGAGGUCUUCACCACAUUCCGACAAGAGAUGGAGAAGAUGACAAAGAAGAUCAAGAAACUGGAAAAAGAGACGACUCAGUGGAGGACCAAAUGGGAGAGCAAUAACCAGGCACUACUGCAGAUGGCAGAGGAGAAAACGCUGCGUGAUGGCCACUUCAAGGCGCUGCAGGGGAAACUGGAGCUGCUGGAGAGACUGUGUCGAGCUCUGCAGAAGGAACGGAACGACCUCAACAACCGGCUCAGCCUCCUCCAGGAGCAGGCAGGGGACAAAGGGACCGAGGACACGCCCCCUGACGGCCAGCCCACGGGGUCCUCAACCGGGGAGGAGGAGGAGGGAGACGACGAAGAGGAAGAGGAGGAGGAGGAGGAGGCAUGUGUCCACCAAACCCCCAGACCAUCUGAACUGGACCCCGUCGAUAAAACCACUACCACAGCCACGCCCAGCGACGAGCCCCAAGAAACACCAACCACAGAGCAGGACUGAGUGAGACAGGGUGUUGGCCCCGCCCCCGGCCACACACCCCCAGCCUAGUUCUAUAACUAGUCAGAAAAAAAAACAUCUUCAGUGGAGAUAAGAUUUCUUUUUCUUUUCUAAAUUCUGGACUUUACUCUCCAGGUUUGUACUCAGAAACUCAACCCAUACCUUUUUGUGCGAUAGAUCCGAAAUUACACUCAUCGAAUUUAUCAAGGAUUCGGUCUAAAGAAACACAAAUUGUCCCUGUUUCCAUCGGUUGUCAUAAUUGGCUUUGGGAUGAGCGCUUCGUACUCGCUGUUUUCUACUAGAUCUGUAUUUUCAUAGGAAAUCUGAAGCUAUUCAGAGUCCAACGGGCCUUUUUAGUUCCCGCCUCCUCCUGCAACGUCAGCGCUCACAGACUCGUUUAUUUGGAUUAAACCGAUCAAAUCAAGCAUCAUGUUGGAGGUUUGCUCUGUUUGAAGGUGACGGUGGAAGUUAGACGGAGACAUCAGGACUGGAUUAGAAACAGUUUGGAGCCGGUUUCUAUGACAACAGGGUAUUAAAUGUAUUCAACAGGACUGAUAAAUGAACCCACGUACAUGUGUUUGGAGGCGGAGUCAACAGACAUCUCCACCAAACUGACGACAUGCUAACUAGCUGGUAGCAUGCUAACGCGAGCCGACCAUAGUGCCCACACGUCUAGCUUGCUCGGCUAACAUGGCUGUCACUUUAUCAUCAUUCCAUCGUCCUGGUUAACCUCUUGUUAACCUCCUGUUAACCCAUUAACCUGUAGGUGUCAUGAUCAUUAUCGUUGAACACCAGGUUAAAGCUCCACGAGGCAGAAACCAGAAAAA